Messenger RNA from Metarhizium brunneum ARSEF 3297, 669 nucleotides. RefSeq lists its product as uncharacterized. The record is from RefSeq and is a predicted model, not a curated record. Lineage: Eukaryota; Fungi; Ascomycota; Sordariomycetes; Hypocreales; Clavicipitaceae.
AUGGAGAAAGCAAAGAAGGCAGUUUCCAACUUCCUCUCUCAGGACGGAAAGCACAAGACAACCGUUGAUGAGAACGUUCGAAAGCCCGUCACAGAGGAACAUGUCUUUCCUGAGCAGCAUGAACAAAUAACCACCGCUGUUGACCGCGAAGUCCACCAAGACCACCAUCAAACCGUGAUUCAGCCCAUCAAAGCCAAAGAAACAUUGCCCGAGAAGCACACCCACAACACCGUUCCCGUUGAGCACAAAACCGUCGAGCACGGCAACAAAGAGGAUGUGAAAGCUGCCCUGAAGCGAGACGCCGAAAACUACGUCAACACGUCAACUACCCACGACACCAAACAGACGGCCACGGCAGCACCGGUAGUCGAAGGCGAGCGCACCCAGCACCACGUUCACCACCACAUCCAGCCCGUCAUCGAGAAGGAGACCAUCCAGCCGGAAUACAUCCACACCACUGUUCCGAUUCACGAAACUCACCAUGCCGCCCCCAUCCAUCACGAGACUACUGUCCUGCCGGCAAAGACUAUGGAGGAGUACACGGCUGGUCGUGGAGAUUUGCAGGCCCAUUCGACCGCCAAGGUGAAGGAGUUCCCUGGCUGUCCUACGUUGAAGGAUAAGUCGCUGCAGUCGGAUACAAAGGGUCAACAGGCUAUUCACGGACAUUAA